ACAGUGCGUUUUUUUUAACCGGCUGGUCACCCUGUUGCAGGCAAAAAUAAAGAAGAAACACAACAAACUGCGAGUUUUCGUUUGGUUUUCCAGGUGGUUUUUCGCGUUUUAUUGUGAUUUGUUGUAGAAAUUUCUGUUGAAAAGUGCUGCAAACGCCAAAAGAAAACAUCCUUUUUCGUUCGUUGGCGUCGCAGAAAAAAACUGGUCGCAUCUGUUGCCACACAAUGGCCGACUACUCAAUGGAGGAAAUCAAAAACAUCGUCCGGUCGAUUGCCAUCUCCGGCGGUGCGCGCGGGCUCUCGGUCAAGAUGCUGGUGGACGAUUUCAAAAAGAUCGAAGGAUUCGAACUGCCCUACCACCGGUUGGGAUUCCGAGCUGCGGAUGAAUUUCUGCGCAGUUUGACCGACACCGUGACGAUAACGGGAUAUGGAACAGCGGCGAUGGUUCAGCCAGUUGUGACACAAAAUACUCGGCACGUCCGAGAAUUGGUCAAGAACAGCAAAUCAAACCCACGGAAAAGAUUCAACAAUAACAACACCUAUUCCAGUCCGGCAUAUCGGUCACCAGAAUAUAAUUCAGAUUACAGAAAAAGCAACAAUCAAUCCUACAACCGAUCCUCAACCAAUAACGGGUAUUGGAAACCUCCCCAAAACUACGUCCGACAGACUACGAACGAUUAUUAUGACGAACAUCGCGACGAAUCUCGGAAGGUCAAAAACAGGGAAUUUGAUUUCGUAGAUACCGCUGCGGAUGAGGACGGUUUUGGGAGUUCUGAUGACGAUAUGCCUAAGUUUGUUCUGACAGAUGGCAAACAGCUAGCCCAGGUGCAAGAAUCCAUUCAGACAAUGACGAUCACAGAUAGUCCUCCGAAAAAGUCUACCACAGCCAAAUCCAACGAUGCUAUUCCGGACGAUGCAGUACUGGCGUUGAUCAACUGUCUGGAAAUACCCGAGGGUGCAAUGAAUUUGACUGACACAAUAGAAAGGCAACAGAUUGCACCGGAAAUCGUUCCGAGGCAGUCGGUUCAAAUGUUCGUGACCGAGGUGCACAACCCGCAUCGCUUCUGGUAUCACAUGGGCGAGAAUGCCAACAAAAUCGACGAACUGAUGAACGAGAUCGAUGACUACUAUUCACAUCUGGAACGGCAGGAGUGGCGCCUGACGCCAUCCAGUGUGGCCGUUGGGCUCUAUUGCGUGGCCAAGUUUUCCAACAUGUGGCAUCGGGCGAAGAUCGUCAGCGAUUUGAUGCACAAUAAGGUCAAGGUUUUCUACAUCGACUACGGAACCGUUUCCGAGGUGGAGCUAAAGGAAGUUAAGUUCAUGGCCAAGUGCUUUUCCAGUAUGCCGGCACAGGCUAUGCGAGCGUCGUUGGCGUAUGUGAAGCCCGUGGGACAUCGGUGGACGCGGGAUGCUUCCUGGUCGCUGCUUUCUCUCGUUUACGAGAAGAUCCUGUAUGCCUACGUAGUGGACGUUGACAGAGAGGAAAACUUUCUGGAUGUGGUGCUGAUCGAUACUACCGGCAACAAGGACAACAUCGUCAACCAACAGAUGUUCAUCAAGGGACAUGCCAUAUGGGAAGAUGAUGUGCCAUACAAGGACAAGAGCACAGAAAAUUAUCGCCAGCGUACGAAAGCAUUUUCGGAACUUUUCCCAAGCUUCGACGAACUAGAGGACGGUACAUAUCCCACACUGCUCGAUAUUGCCGAGUACUACGCAGCUGGUUUCAACUUCCAACGAUACUACAUGCAAUCCCUGCCAGAUGAUAGCGAAUUUUUGCAGUACAUUCUGACCAUAACCCCGACCGUUGACCGAGGCGAACUGAUUGACAAGGAUGCCACGCUUGUCCGAACCUUUGCCGAUCUCUAUUCGUCCGAUUUUGAAGAUGUCUACGAUUUUUACGAGCAACCGUACCCGGAAUACGUGCCCGAAUACGCAAUCGAACCGUUUGUGGAUGACGAUGACGACCCAGAAGGACCAGCAAUAAUGGAACAUAUCGUUCCGGACGUGGUGAAACCGAAGAAGCCCAAAAAGCAGGUGAGAUUUAGGGACCCAGAAUGGGAAAUAUUUCCUUACGACGGGACCCGAGCGAUUGUUGAAAACGAAGUGAAUCAAGAUAGUGUUGUCCCCCUUACAGACGAAAACAGUGCUCAGUUAGGUGGUUCACCGAAAGAAAUAGCUUGAAUACGUUUUAAAAGUGACCAAGAAAGAUUGAUUUGUUUGUUUUACCUUUCGUUUUGAACUGGUUUUAAAUUUAAUUUAUAUCUUAUCAUAGGACAUUUUCAGUUUUCGUAUUGCCAUUCAACUAAACCUCUAAUCAUGUGCAUUAAGAAAUCAGGUUACCAACAAUUUAAAAAAAAACAUUUGUUUGUUGGUUCUCCGCAUGACACCUUCCAAUGGAAUGUUGAACGAUAGUUUUUCUUGUGUUAGUGUUGGCGAUCUUCAAUAAAAGCAUAUU
Messenger RNA from Aedes albopictus (Asian tiger mosquito), 2454 nucleotides. RefSeq names its product tudor domain-containing protein 5. The record is from RefSeq and is a predicted model, not a curated record. NCBI's taxonomy places the organism in Eukaryota, Metazoa, Arthropoda, Insecta, Diptera, Culicidae. Bases 225 to 2180 code for a protein of 651 amino acids. The transcript is spliced from 6 exons.